Messenger RNA from Tarenaya hassleriana, 1146 nucleotides. Its product is annotated as protein trichome birefringence-like 43. The record is from RefSeq and is a predicted model, not a curated record. Gene Ontology annotation, molecular function: O-acetyltransferase activity. Gene Ontology annotation, cellular component: Golgi apparatus. Bases 32 to 1078 code for a protein of 348 amino acids. The transcript has 5 exons. NCBI's taxonomy places the organism in Eukaryota, Viridiplantae, Streptophyta, Magnoliopsida, Brassicales, Cleomaceae.
UUUUUUUUUUUUUUUUUUUUUGGUGUUUCAAAUGAUUCGGCAUGUUGCUGCCGUUUUUGCCGUUCUAACGUUUGUGAAUGUAAUGGCGAAUGGAGAAAAGGGAUGUGAUUUGUACAAAGGGGAUUGGGUUCUCGAUGAAUCUUAUCCUUUGUACGAUUCAGACAGAUGCGGCUUCAUUGAGAGACAGUUUAAUUGCAAGGGCAGUGGUCGACCAGACACAGAUUAUCUCAGGUAUAGAUGGCAACCCUCCAAUGGCUGUGUCCUUCCAAGAUUCGACGGUCGUGAUUUCUUGAGAAGAAUGAAAGGGAAGAGCUUGAUGUUCGUAGGUGACUCACUGAGCCUAAACCAAUGGCAAUCCCUCACUUGCAUGCUUCAUACCUCCGUACCUAACGCCACUUUUACCUCCAAACGCUUCCUCGGUCUCUCCACAUUCACCUUUCCCGCCUACAAAGCGAGAGUGAAAUUCUCUAGGAACGCAUUCUUGGUGGAUAUAGUGGGUAAGCCGCCGAAGCGAGUGCUGAAACUGGAUUCGAUCUCGAGUGGGUCGCUGUGGAAAACCGCCGACGUUUUGGUUUUCAACAGCUGGCACUGGUGGCUUCACACCGGAAGAAAACAACCAUGGGAUAUGAUGGAGGAGGGGAACGUAACGGUGACAGACAUGGACCGGCUCGUGGCGUAUGAGAAAGCGUUGAGGACAUGGGCCAAGUGGGUGGACGAGAACGUUGACCCUUCUCGCACUCAAGUCUUCUUCCAAGGUGUUUCCCCUGACCAUGCAAACUCAAACGACUGGUCGGAACCGGGGUAUAAAGGGUGCAGAGGAGAGACGACGCCAUUGAUGGGGAGCUCGAGCUAUCCAGCAGGGUCCCACCCGGCGGAAAUGGUGGCGGAGAAAGUGAUAGGGGAGAUGAAGAAUAAGGUGAAGUUGCUCGACGUGACGUUUCUGUCGCAGCUAAGGAAAGAUGGUCACCCCUCCGUCUUUGGACUCGGAGGCCACCGAGUUGCAGACUGCAGCCACUGGUGCUUGGCCGGGGUUCCCGACACGUGGAACCAGCUCUUGUACGCCGAGCUGUCCCAUUGAUUUUGAAAAACUUUUGGGGAUGAUCGAUUGAAAAAAAAAGAAUUUGUUUUAGAUUUGUAACGAAGAAG